Molecule: messenger RNA, 2950 nt
Organism: Drosophila innubila
Lineage: Eukaryota; Metazoa; Arthropoda; Insecta; Diptera; Drosophilidae
Gene: step
Product: probable serine/threonine-protein kinase DDB_G0272282
Exons: 9
Coding region: 791-2950 (719 amino acids)
Biological process (GO): regulation of ARF protein signal transduction
Molecular function (GO): guanyl-nucleotide exchange factor activity
Source: RefSeq, a predicted model, not a curated record
AGUUUUUUUUCACAUCGAAACACUUGUUGUUGUUGCCCUCGCACCAUUAACAGUCGAGAAUCCAAAACAAAAUGUCAACGUAACGGACGAAUUUCGUCGGCGUCGUGCGGCACUCGAAAUAAGAAAACGGAAAGAAAAACCAAAAACAAAUUUAAUUUGUCGUGUUAUUUUUGUGUGCGAGAAUCCCGCGUUUUGUCGGAGUGCCAAAAUAAAAAAGAUUUAGUGAACCCGGCGCACGGUUUCAAUUUAUUUAUAGUUUUUGAUAAAACAACAAUAAAGGUGGCAACAAAAAAAGUCAACAACAAAAAUCUCAAAGGAAUUAGUGCAAAAAAUUAAAAUGAAUUUCAAAUUGUAAAAAUUUUUUAAAAUAAAUAAACUAGUUUUAUUUAUGUGUAUACGUCUCAUGCAAACAUUUGGCUAGUGUCUAGAAAUUUUGUGAUAACACGACGCCUUAUAAAUUUAAUCGCAAAAAAAAAAAAAAUGUAAAAAUUGUGCGAUAGUAAGAGUUGAAAAAAUCUAAUCUAGAAGCAAGAAAAUAGUGCAGUUUCCGAAUUGAAUUGAAAACAAUUCAAAAAGUGCCUGUCGAGUCAAUAAAUCAAGAAAUAUUCCAACUUUGGAGCUGCUCUCCCUGAAUCUUCCAUAGUCGCGACAUGAAGAAGCCAAAAUAAUUAACAAGAAAUCAAAGUGAGAAAGCGAAGAACACGUUUAAUAAAACAAAUAAGGAGAAUUGAGACUGAGAUUGAGACUGUAACUGUGACUGGAAAAGGAAGUGAGCAAUUGGUUAACAAAGAUGACGACGACGUCGCUGCAUCAGAAGCGUCCCAGCAUUAGCAACUGGUUCAGUUCGUUGCGUCGACAGCCAAAGGCCAAGAAAAGUGUUGGCUCAUUGGAUGGACGCAGUGGUGGGAGCUUUGGCAGCAAACAACAAUUGCAAAGGAGCUGCUUUGAUCUGAGCAGCAACUCGGUGGGAGGUGCCACGCCUCCAGCUGUGGGAGGAGGACUACAGUCUGGAAAUCGCAGUAGUAGCACAUUUUAUAUAGGCACACCAAAAUCAAAAGAGGAGGAGGAUCGCACAAAACUCUUGGGCAAGGAGUUCGAAUUUGGAAGUGGAAGUGGGAGCGGAAGUAGCAGUACCAUCAGCAGUGGCGUCUGCUCGCGUUGUUUUUGUAAUCUAACGGGGAAUCUCUUGAAGAACUCAACGCCAGAGCUGCAAGUGAAAGUGAAGACACCCCGUUCGCCCCGCUCUCCCUCGUUGUCGCCGUUCACCAGUGUUGCCACCUACAAGAUCACCGCGUUGCAAGCUGACAGUCCUCCACCUGCGAGUCCCACAUUGAGCACGGAAAUCGUGAGUUGCAGCGAUGUCAGUCGAAAGGCGGAGCUACUGCGUCUGCCAAGUGAUGAUUCGUCAAACACAGUGUCUACACUCGUCUACAACAUGCGCUCAGAGUUGACGCACAAGACAACGACAACAACAACACGCACUUUGAUUGUCUCCCGACCCGUCGAAUUGUUGCUCAAUGAACGUGGCGAGAUCAUCUCAAAACGUCCUCCACAGGCGCCACGAAAAUCCCGCUCGAAUUCUUUCGGUUGCAUGUUGGAUGUAAAGGAGGAUGAGGAUUCUCUGCAGAGGGGUGAGGGGGAGCCCAGUUCCGUGCUCAGUUCACCGUUGACACCUGAAGCUGAAGCUGAGACGGGAGAUUUGCGGUUCAUUGAUGACAGUUCCAAUUCACAAAGCGAAUCCGAACGCAAUUCACUCAGCCAUAACAAUAACAACAGCACAGCGGACAACAACAACAGCAGCAAACAACUAAAUAACAACAACAACAACAAUCCAAAACGACAACAACAACAACAAGAGACAAAUCUUUGUGAGAGUUGUCGCAUGCUCAUGGAGCGAAAUCGCAAUAAUGCCGAGCAGAGUAAUGUCGUCAUACUGCGACGACCACAGCAAAUUAAAGAUGAACUGUGCGAGGUCGUCUCGGAAAUGGAGGCGCUCGAUGUGCCGGAGGACAAGCAUUCCAAUAAAGAUAAACAAAUGUCAAUUGGACGCAAAAAGUUCAACAUGGAUCCCAAGAAAGGCAUUGAGUAUCUCGUAGAGAAUCGACUGUUGCGUCAUGAUCCCCAGGAUGUGGCGCAUUUCCUUUACAAGGGCGAGGGACUAAACAAAACGGCAAUAGGCGAUUACCUCGGCGAGAAAAACGAUUUCAACGAGGAUGUGCUAAAGGCAUUUGUGGCUCUGCACGAUUUCACCAAUCUGAUACUGGUCCAGGCAUUAAGGCAAUUUCUGUGGUCAUUCCGUUUGCCCGGCGAGGCCCAAAAGAUUGAUCGCAUGAUGGAAUGCUUCGCCCAGCGUUAUUGUCAACUGAAUCUGGAUAUUUUCACUAACACGGAUACCUGCUAUGUGCUCAGCUUCGCCAUCAUCAUGCUCAAUACAUCCCUACACAAUCCAUCGGUCAAAGACAAACCCACCGUUGAGCAAUUCAUUUCGAUGAAUCGUGGCAUCAACAACGGCGGAGAUUUGCCCCGUAGUCUGCUCGAAUCGCUGUACGAAUCCAUAAGGACGGAACCCUUUAAAAUACCCCAAGACGAUGGCAACGAUCUGAUGCAUACCUUCUUCAAUCCGGACAAGGAAGGCUGGCUCUGGAAACAAGGCGGCAGAUACAAAUCGUGGAAGCGACGCUGGUUUAUACUGAACGACAAUUGCCUGUAUUAUUUCGAGUAUACCACGGAUAAGGAACCCCGUGGCAUAAUACCUCUAGAGAAUAUAUCGGUGCGCGAGAUUCAGGAUCGCAGCAAGCCGCAUUGCUUCGAGCUGUUUGCCACAGGCGGCGCUGAUAUCAUCAAGGCAUGCAAGACUGACUCCGAGGGCAAGAACGCUAAGCAGAAGUGUCGAGACUUAGGUGGACACAUGGUCAGCCUGAAAAACCACGAUGUUGAUGGCAGUCAGUGA